Molecule: messenger RNA, 627 nt
Organism: Biomphalaria glabrata
Lineage: Eukaryota; Metazoa; Mollusca; Gastropoda; Planorbidae
Exons: 2
Coding region: 151-471 (106 amino acids)
Biological process (GO): mitochondrial electron transport, cytochrome c to oxygen
Source: RefSeq, a predicted model, not a curated record
AAAGAAAAUCUGGCUAGAAUUGUCAGUUGAUUAGUACGGCAUUUUAAACAGUUGCAGAAUCAAGAUCUGGUCUAGAUAUUUAAUCUUAUACUACUUAUAGCAAUUAGAUCGAUAUCUAGAUCUAUAGGCCUUAUAGAUAAAUUCAACAAAAUGGCAACAUUAUUGAAAUGCUUCAAGUUAAAGUGUUAUCCUUUAAAAAGUGCAAUGCCAUUCCGAAGAUCUCUUGCAACAACACCCAAAAUGUUCAGUCAACAUUGGCAACAGGAAGGCAUUCCUGGAUCGAACAUGCCUUUUUCAUCAUCCAAUAAAACUGUGUUUACCAUUGUAUACAUUGCACUCUUUGGUGUUGGAAUGGCAGCUCCUUUUGUGCUGUUGAGAAGGCAUCUUCUAAUUUUGUCCACCCCAUCAACUGUGGUUGAGAACCAAGAGCUGACUAAAAUCGUGUGCCCAAAAGAAAAUGUUGAAAAUUAAAUUUUGGAAAACUAUCACAAAAUUUAACAUGUUACAAUAUGUUACAAUUUGAAUAAUCAAUUCUUUAUUCUAUUUCUUUUUCUUUGGCCAAUAGCUAUUUGAUUAUAAAUUCAAAGAAAAAAACAACUAAAUAAAUUGUUAUACUUUUUUUUUAAA